Molecule: messenger RNA, 524 nt
Organism: Notothenia coriiceps (black rockcod)
Lineage: Eukaryota; Metazoa; Chordata; Actinopteri; Perciformes; Nototheniidae
Product: leucine-rich repeat and fibronectin type III domain-containing protein 1-like protein
Exons: 2
Source: RefSeq, a predicted model, not a curated record
GAGGAGUUUGUUUGUGAACCACCAAUGAUUACUCGUCACACCUCUAAGAUGUUUGUGAUGGAGGGUCAGGAGGUCAGCCUACGCUGUAAGUCCAUCGGCGAUCCUGAGCCUUCAACACACUGGGUCAGUCCUGAUGGAAAGCUUAUAGGCAACACGUCCAGAACCAUCUGCUAUGAGAAUGGCUCGCUGGACAUCCUCAAAGCCUCAGUGAAGGAUUCUGGAAAGUUCACAUGCAUAGCAUCCAAUGCGGCGGGGGAAGCCACUGCUCCUGUUGAGUUAGUGGUCAACCCCUCACCACACUUUGACCCUAAAUUGGACCCUGACCCGGGGCCUUCAGACAUCCCCACAUCUAUCAAGUCUAACGCAAGCGGGGGUCAGGCGCGUUCCGACCUGCAGAGGGUCAGUGUGUCUGAUCUUACGUCCAGUUCUGCCACCAUCAGAUGGCCACCACAGAACCACAUACCCGGAGUCCGCAUGUACCAGAUCCAGUACAACAGCUCUACUGAUGAUAUCCUGAUAUAUAG